UACUGUUUAAUUCCAAAUAUACUAGAGUGAAAUAAUUGCAUUCGAUGUCAAAGAUUUCAAAAUAAUUGAAGGAAUAAUGUAUUAUAUUCUACCACAUUUAGAGUCAUGUUGUUAAUAGUGAUCAAUAUUAAGUCGGAGUGGUUUGCUGCUUUAUGUGAAGUAAUGAGCAAAGAUAUAAUUACGCAGACGGAAGUUAAAACGUUAUAACAGAAGGAAAAGUGCUGGUAAAUUAAAUGGCUAAGAGUGGAAAAUGGAAAGUAGUGCGAAGAAAAAGGAGACUAGCAGCUUUGAUGAAAAUGAAUUAGAAGAACAAAUUGUAAUUCACUUGAAGCAGAUGGUUCAAGAUGAUGAUGAGGAGGAAGAGGAAGAGAACUGGACAGGAGAAACAGUUACCCAUCUCACUGGAAAGGUUCGAGCAUGUUACUUAAAGCAUUUGGAGAAAAUCCUUAUGAAGAACUAUGAGAUAUGCUCUCAGAAAAACUGUGCUGAAUAUCGUUUCAGCCGGGAAGAUGUAAUAAAAUGUGCUGUCCAAAUGGAACGAAAGGCAUUGCGAUCAUGCAUGGUGGUCAUCUUAUACCAAAGAGCUAUGACACGGUUGGCUGCAGACAUCAAGAAGCACACUGAACAACUAAAGCUGUAUAAGAAGUUGAAAGACUGUGUCACAGAUGGCCCUCUGUGGUCAGACAAGACAACACAGGUAGAUGGACAUUCUGGCUACAUAGACAAAACAACACAGACUGAUUUUGUAUUUAUGGGCACAGAGGAAGUUACUGCUGAAUCUCAUAACUCCCAGACUGAAAAGGAAACAGAAAUGUCACUGUCUAGCCCAACUGGCCAGUGUUUUCAACCAUUAUCUGUCAAAACAGAACCCCAGACACCAGAGGCAGAUAAUGAAGAACCUGUACAGGGUGUACCAAUUCCUGUGUAUGUGUCAGGAAUGAUUGCCACAGCUGUUAGAAGUACAGAUUACUUUCCUUUUAAUGGUGUAGAACCCAUGCCAUAUUAUGAAACGAAUCAAGAAUUUGUGCCAAAUGUAAACACAGAUAAUUUAUUUCAAUGUCCAAUAGUAAGUAAUGAAUCAACAGUUCAGGUUAACCAUAAUGGGGCUAAAACUGAAACAUUUAUAUCUGAGAAGGAUAUAAAUCCAGAGGAACCUUAUGAAUGGUCAAAUAUUGAAGAACAAAGCAGCUUGAAUGUAGGAAGUGUUGCAUCUAGUAAACCUUUUUUGACUGUGAGAAGGUUAAGUGAUUUGCAACAAAAUGAAAACUUAUCUAAUGGAACAUUGUGUGGUGAUAAAUUAAGUGAUUUAGAUCUUGAAGAAUGCUCACGUAUGAACAUUGAUGACAGAAUUUCAGCUAUACUUAGGAGAGAAACUCAUCACUUUUCAGGUGGUGAACAUUUACAGCUUGAGGAAACUGUUAAUGAGGAUGAUGGGGAACCUAGUAUAUGGACAGUUGAAAAAUGUCACCAACAAAAUUUGUUACGUGCUAAGAUAUAUGAGACCUGCUUUAAUGUCCGUAAGAGAGGAAGAAUGAGACUUCGAUUCUUAGAACUGUUUGGCAGUGACAGCGAAGAUUGUUUUGAUGUAGAUGAACAUGUAACAAACUUCAGAGAUAAAAUUGCACGUUGGGUAGUUGAAAGACUUAUGCCCUACUAUAGGGAAGGUCGAAUACAAUCACGUCCUCUUUUCAAGUUCCUUGCACGGCAUAUUGCUGAUACACUCCUCCUCAAGAACCAUGUGCCAGAUGAAGCAGAUGUAGAGAAGAGUGUAAUGGAUUUCUUCAGCCAUCAUGAUAUGAUAGAGAGUGAAGAUGAUAUAUGGCUUUAAUAAAGUGUCAUUCUUACAGUACAUGUUAAGACUACACCUGUGAGAAGAGUUAUGAUAUCUCCAGUAUUUUAGAUGCCAAAGAAUUGGGAUAUGGAAUCUGGAGCCAUGGGAUGAUCUCAUUAAUAUUUAGUUCUCUAUUUAAUCCCACUUGAUCUGUGAUAAUUUAUGACUUCGAUUUAUUUAAAACAGUUAACCAUUUAUUUUAUUGUAGGAUGGAUGUGUUAUUUUAAAAGCACAUCCUUAUUUCUGCCUGAAAGGUGAAAUAGUGAACUAUAAAUAUGACUAUUAUCUUGGAUAUUGUCCAUCAGUUUUUUUGAAUGUGGAUCUGUUGCUUUUAUCAGAUAUAUGGAAGGAAUGUUUCCUACUCAGUUGGACCAUUAGAGCUAAUAUCAAUCAGUGAACACUAAAAGAAUUUCUAAGCAAAGUGUAUUCUCUACCAACAUCAGAUUAUCAUAAGUGAGACAAAAGAACAGUAAAUUUCUAGUCAGAAUUAUGAAGCAACCACAGGAAGGAAAAAAAAUUAAGUAAGAUUUGAGGUUUUCACAGCAGUGACUAUGAAGAAAGCAGUCUUCUGG
This is a messenger RNA of Cryptotermes secundus, 2403 nucleotides long. RefSeq lists its product as uncharacterized. Lineage: Eukaryota; Metazoa; Arthropoda; Insecta; Blattodea; Kalotermitidae. The transcript has 5 exons. The record is from RefSeq and is a predicted model, not a curated record. Bases 251 to 1828 code for a protein of 525 amino acids.